AUACAUCAGUGGUAGUGAUGUUUAGCACUUCUUCCCAAAAAAGCAGUUCAACAAUUCGUGGCACAAAUCAGACAAAAUACGGUUCAAACCAUUUCAUUCAAAAACAGGUGUCGAUAGAAAUCUGAACAAGGAAAACGACCACGAUUAAUAUGAAAUUGUACUUGUUGUUCGUUUUUCUAAUACAUUUAACCGCUUCUCAACCGUCAUAUAAUACCCGAAGACCUGUCUGUGGAUAUGAUUCAUGUCCCACUACUGUCGACCACUUUCUCAAUAUACACAUUGUAUGUCACACUCAUUUGGACACCGGUUGGACAGAGACCUACGAUGACUAUUACCACAGAUAUGUGCGAAUGAUUUACGAUUCAGUCAUUCAAACACUGUUUGAAGUGUCAAAUCGUAAGUUCAUUGCAGUCGAGACCUCAUUCUUCUCGCGUUGGUUUAAUGAACAAAACCAAACCAUUCAAAAUCGGGUCCAUUUGCUGGUCAACAGAGGUCAAUUGGAGUUUAUAAGUGGCGGAUGGAGUAUGAAUGAUGAGGCGGCCGCUCACUACUCGGCAAUCAUUGAUCAGAUGACUGUUGGCCACCGAUGGCUGAACAGGACAUUUGGCGAAUGCGGUAUUCCUCGCAUCGGUUGGCAAAUCGAUCCGUUCGGACACUCCAGAGAAGAGGCGUCUCUAUUGUCACAAAUGGGUUUCGAUGGACUGUUUUUGGGUCGCAUUGACUAUCAGGACAAACUGUUGCGCGAACGCACCCGAACUCUAGAGUUCCUAUGGAUGUCGAGUCCAAGUCUGGGCAAAAAGGCUAAUAUGUUUACGGGAGUCCUGCCGAACGUGUAUUGGCCGCCAAAAAACUUUUGCUUUGAUGUGAACUGUUUUGAUGAAGCGAUUACACAGGAAAACGCCGAACGCCGCGCCCGAGAGUUCAUCCGAAUAGCACGAGAACAGGCCCUUCAAUACGGAACUAAUCACACGAUUAUAACAAUGGGAAUGGAUUUCUAUUACAGAAACGCUAACAUUUGGUACCAGAAUUUGGAUCGACUAAUGAAUGCCAUUAACUCUCUUCAGGCGAAAGAAAGGGUAAAUAUAGUGUAUUCUUCGCCGUCGUGUUAUCUGAAGGCAUUGAAUGGUCUGAAGAGAAACUGGCCAAUCAAACUCGAUGAUUUCUUCCCGUACGCCGACGCCUGGAAUGCCUACUGGACG
Messenger RNA from Medioppia subpectinata, 1199 nucleotides. The record is from the annotation of a GenBank genome assembly. NCBI's taxonomy places the organism in Eukaryota, Metazoa, Arthropoda, Arachnida, Sarcoptiformes, Oppiidae.